AUGAAUGCCCUCAAGAAAGCCAUCGGAUGUACGGGCUUCCCCUGUUUCAACCGCAUGUUCAGUUCUGUGAAACAUGCUCGGGCAAUGCAAGGAACAAGUCACAUGAACCACGGCCAGAGCAUCAGAAGAGAUGAUAGUGGCAGUAUAUACGAGAUUUCAAAUGCAGUUGCUGGGAAGAUCGACCGUGUGUCCAUAUCUCGGCCAAAGAGUGACAUAUUCAGGGUUCAUCAUCAACUGCGUGUGGUAAAUGAGAAGGCAUAUGAGCCUGUCUUGCUUUCCAUUGGCCCUUACCACCACGGCAGGAGCGAUCUCCAGCACAUGGAGGAACAUAAACUGCAGUAUCUAAACCGGUUGAUCACACGGAGAGAAGAAAAGGGUAUAACUAGGUCGUACCAAUUAAACACGUAUCUUAGGACUCUCAAAGAAUUGGAAGACCAAGCCCGUUGUUGCUAUGCUGAAGCCAUCCCCCUUGAGUCUAAUAAAUUUCUAGAAAUGAUGCUGCUCGAUGGUUGUUUUAUCAUCGAGCUGUUCCACGAGCUCUCAAGAGAUGAGAAAGAAAAGGACCCUUUCCUUAAGGCAGACUGGGUACAGAAUGCCCUUGCACGCGAUUUAACGUUGCUUGAAAAUCAACUUCCAUUCUUGGUCCUAAAAAGUUUGCACCAUGUGAUCCCUGAUGAGCCUGACCUACUUCACCUUAUCUUCACUGCCUUUGAUUACCUUCCUACGUAUUCUAACUUACCUCCAUGUCAAAACCAGCGUGAAAGGACUGCUGCUCAGCAAAGAAACUCCGACCUUGCCAGAUUCCUCCCAAUUGGAUCAACUUCCUCCAAAAGGAGACACCUAAAUCCGGAAAAGCUCAAUGAUAUAAAGCAUCUUCUGGAUCUUGUACGGAAGUUUAUGCUGGUGGAAGAGACCUUGGAAAUGGAAGGUCAGACACAGCAAGGAGCCCAACAAGUGAAAAGAGCUGUUAGUAGAGAUAUCCCGAAUAAGAGGAGAAAGAAGUUUGCCUAUUCAGCUAUAGAGUUGAUGGAUUCAGGGGUCACAUUCAAGAGUGUGGAGAAAGGGAAGUUUUACGACAUCCGAUUUGAAAAUGGCAUCUUGGAGAUCCCUGUCAUUCGGAUCACAGACAACAUGGAGGCCUUGUUCCGAAAUCUGAUUGCGUAUGAGGAGCAUGCUCAGGAUAAUGGUGUUAAACAUAUAUCCGAUUACAUGGCUUUCAUGGAUGGACUAAUCAAUUCCCCCAAGGACGUGGAACUACUCCGUCGUCAAGGGAUCAUUGAGAACAUGAUGGGUGAUGAUGAAGCAGUCUCCACGAUGUUCAAUAGGAUGAAUAAGAACACGGUCGUGACACCAGAUUUUUACUAUCAGGAUAUUAUCAACAGUAUGACGAUACAUUGCCAGAAGCAGUGGAAUAUUUGGAUGGCGAAGCUGAAGAGAAAUUAUCUCAACUGUCCAUGGGCACUCCUGUCAAUUAUUGUAGCUUUUCUAUUACUUGUUAUGCAUGUAACACAAACUGCAUGCGCUGUUUUUUCAUACUAUAAGAAUGUGAAAUAGUAAGUAUCUCUC
Messenger RNA from Punica granatum (pomegranate), 1566 nucleotides. Lineage: Eukaryota; Viridiplantae; Streptophyta; Magnoliopsida; Myrtales; Lythraceae. The record is from RefSeq and is a predicted model, not a curated record.